AGCUUAUAUAUACACGUCGCGUUGUCACAUCUUUCACACCAAAAGCUACACAAUGGCUAAAACCUCUCUUCCUCUCGCCGCCUCCUUCUUCCUCCUCAUCUCCUUCUCCUCCGCCGUAGACACCAGCCGUCUCUUCCUCACCGUCGUCAACAACUGUCCCUUCACCGUCUGGCCAGCCAUUCAACCCAACGCUGGCCACCCCGUCCUAGAGAAAGGUGGUUUCGCUCUCCCAAAGUACACUCACCGCUCCUUCAACGCUCCAACCACACACUGGUCCGGUCGCAUCUGGGCCAGAACCAACUGUGCCCACUACAACGGCAAAUUCUCUUGCAUGACCGGAGACUGCGGAAACCGCCUCGAAUGCAACGGUCUCGGCGGAGCACCACCAGCUUCACUAGCUCAGUUCGACCUCCACCACGGUGGUCACCAUGACUUCUCCUCUUACGGCGUCUCCCUCGUCGACGGUUACAACGUUCCUAUGACUGUGACUCCUCACGAAGGCCAUGGUGUCUGUCCCGUUGUAGGUUGUCGUGAAGAUCUUAUAAAAACGUGUCCUGCUCAUCUUCAGGUCCGGUCACAUAGUGGACACGUGGUGGCUUGUAAGAGUGGAUGUGAGGCUUUCCAUACAGACGAGCUGUGUUGUCGAGGUCAUUACAAUAGUCCUAACACGUGUAAAGCUUCGAGCCAUUCGUUGUUCUUUAAGCAUGCGUGUCCUUCGAGUUUCACAUUUGCUCAUGAUAGUCCUUCGCUUAUGCAUGACUGUUCUUCUCCUAGAGAGCUCAAAGUCAUCUUCUGCCACUAAUGUUUCGGCUAUGUUGUAGGGUUUUAUCGUAACAUCGGACUGAUCUUCUCAAGAAUUUGUUUGGUUUAGUCUGGUUUUGAUUGGUUAAGUUUGCGAUUUCCGGUUCUGUUAUGUAGACCAACUAUGAAAUUAUGUAUUAUCUUGAAACUGCUUUCUGUUUAAUUCUCUUUUAUUUCGAUUCUAUAAAUGCUUAAACAUUGA
Messenger RNA from Arabidopsis arenosa, 1003 nucleotides. Lineage: Eukaryota; Viridiplantae; Streptophyta; Magnoliopsida; Brassicales; Brassicaceae. The record is from the annotation of a GenBank genome assembly.